Messenger RNA from Nymphalis io (European peacock), 2106 nucleotides. Its product is annotated as glucose dehydrogenase [FAD, quinone]-like. The transcript has 6 exons. The coding region runs from base 223 to 2085 and encodes 620 amino acids. Lineage: Eukaryota; Metazoa; Arthropoda; Insecta; Lepidoptera; Nymphalidae. The record is from RefSeq and is a predicted model, not a curated record. Gene Ontology annotation, molecular function: flavin adenine dinucleotide binding; oxidoreductase activity, acting on CH-OH group of donors.
CUAAGGGCUCACGGCCGACAGCGCGAAUUAAAAUAUGUAGAUAAAUUAGGUAAUUAGCAAAAAGUAAGGUCUCAAUUAUUUCGAAUUUUAAAAUAAUAGUUGUUUAAUGUGAUGUGAACAGUGAGUGAACUACAAAGUUAUCCGGACCCAUGGGAAGUUCAGGAUUUUCUUUCGUCGGUUUCAAGUGUCGUGCAUAUAAAAUUCGAAGGUACUUAGAUUAAAAUGAUUUGGCAACCGUUAAAUCUGACUGAGGUCUGUCCAACCUACACGCCUCUUGCAGCCUGUUCCCCCUUCGGAUAUAUUUAUUUGAAUCUAUUAGUUCAGUUAUAUGGAGGUUCACGAGAUAAGAGGUUACAUAGAGACUACGGGGAGCCAGACGACAUCAGCAAAGAGUACGAUUUUGUUGUGGUCGGAGCUGGGUCGGCAGGCUGUGUGGUCGCUAAUAGGCUAACUGAUAACCCUGACUGGAAGGUGCUUCUUUUGGAAGCCGGUCCAGAACAACCAAAAGUGACUUUAGUCCCAGGUCUAUCAACUGCGCUGCUUGGAUCUAACGUCGACUGGGCUUACACAACAGAGCCUAAUGGAAAGAGCUGCCUUGCUCAUCCAGGAGGAAGAUGUGCUUGGCCAAGAGGUAAAAUGAUGGGAGGUUCAAGCUCAAUCAACUCAUUGGCAUACAUCAGAGGGAAUAGAGUUGAUUAUGAUGGUUGGGCCGCACUUGGUAACAAAGGGUGGAGCUACAAAGAUGUACUACCGUUCUUCAAAAAAUCAGAAAGAAAUGUAAACAUAGAGGCUUUGAAUGCCGUAUACCAUGGCGUCACAGGAGAACAGUACGUGUCUAGAUAUCCUUACAUAGAUAACCCUUCCUUGAUGCUGACUGACGCUUUCAACGAGAGGGGCCUUCCUCUGACCGAUUAUAAUGGAGCGCAUCAAGUCGGCACUAUGCAGGCUCAGGCGUUUUCUCUAUCGGGUGAGAGAGUUUCAACGAACACAGCCUUCAUAAAACCCAUCAGAUAUAAAAGAAAAAAUCUCACCGUGAAACCGAAUUCCGAAGCCCUGAAAAUACUUAUCGAUGAGAACAAAAGAGCGUACGGUAUAAUUUAUUCCCAAAAUGGAAACAUUUUAACUGCAUUUGCUAAAAAGGAAGUGAUAGUUAGCGCUGGAUCUAUUAAUUCACCAAAGUUAUUGAUGUUGUCUGGCAUCGGGCCGAGAGAUCAUUUAGAAAAAAUAGGCAUACCCGUCGUACAAGAUUUAGCCGUUGGGGAAAAUCUACAUGAUCAUGUAACUUUUAAUGGAGUAAUUGUAGCCCUAUCUAACAAAACAUCAACAGCAGUCAGCGAGGACGAAGUAUUAGAAGCAGUUCAAGACUACGCCAAUAUGAAAAUCAAACGCGGUCCUUUAUCCGGCAAUGGACCGGUGAAUUCCAUAUCGUUUAUUAAGACUGAUCCCGAUUUAAUCGCUCCAGACGUACAAUUUCAAGUAGACCACGUUCCCAAUUGGAGAGAAUUCAUCAAUGAUCCAAUAACAGCGGAAUCAGUUUCAAUUUUUCCUACGGGAUUUUAUGAUGCUGUUUUACCGAGAACAAUGAAUUUAGUUCCUAAAAGUAGAGGCGCGCUGUUAUUGAACGAGUCGGAUCCGAACGGUCCGCCUAUACUUUAUGCAAAUUACUUCAGCGAUGACAGCGACUUUAUACCUUUAUUAAAAGGUGUUAGAUUUCUAUUAUCUUUAGAAAAUACAAAAGCAUUUAGAUCGAACGGUGCAUAUUUUGUUCGGGAGCCAUUACCGGCUUGUAGAGAUCACGUCUGGGGUACCGACGAUUACUACAUUUGCUUAGCAAGAGCAUACACAUCGUCAACAUACCAUCCAGUGGGCACUUGCAAGAUGGGUCCGAAGUGGGAUGAAAAGGCGGUUUUAGAUAAUCAAUUAAGGGUGUACGGUGUUUGUGGAUUGAGAGUUAUUGAUGCUUCUAUGAUGCCGUUUGUUAUUCGAGGAAAUACGAAUGCUCCUACUAUUAUGAUAGGAGAGAGGGGUGUGGAUUUCGUUAUUAAGUACUGGCGACAUCACAGUGAAUCUUACUGUUCCUAUUAAUUACAUUUUACGUAGCACACA